This is a messenger RNA of Aspergillus steynii IBT 23096, 411 nucleotides long. It is a transcript of the gene ccpA, whose product is annotated as protein ccpA. The record is from RefSeq and is a predicted model, not a curated record. The coding region runs from base 1 to 411 and encodes 136 amino acids. Lineage: Eukaryota; Fungi; Ascomycota; Eurotiomycetes; Eurotiales; Aspergillaceae. The transcript has 2 exons.
AUGCGUUUCACCAGCCUCGUCGCCGCCGCUAUGGCCCUCGCCCCGUCCGUCUACGGUUACGGCGUGUUCACCGCACACCUGAGCGAGCACGAGGGCUGCCACCCCGGCGACUGGCCCAACGAGCCUCUGGACAGCCCCGAGGCCACGGCCCUGACGCCCGACACCUGCGCCAAGGUGUCUACGAAACACAGCUUCCCCAUCGACGCCUACUCGCUCUCCGUCGAGGCCGUCACCAAGGACGCCACCUUCGACUGCCACGGCGUCGGUAUCUUCAGCAACGACGAAUGUAUCGGGUACCCUGAAUUGAUCGUUCCUAUCAAGCCCUUGGAUACGCACGUCCAGACUCCCUGCUUCUCGGAUGUGCAUUAUGACCGACACCUCUCGCUGAAGCUUUACUGUUCGGAGCAUUAG